Molecule: messenger RNA, 1334 nt
Organism: Aspergillus aculeatinus CBS 121060
Lineage: Eukaryota; Fungi; Ascomycota; Eurotiomycetes; Eurotiales; Aspergillaceae
Product: translationally-controlled tumor protein
Exons: 4
Coding region: 441-980 (179 amino acids)
Cellular component (GO): cytoplasm
Molecular function (GO): calcium ion binding
Source: RefSeq, a predicted model, not a curated record
CUUACCUCCAAAGUACUCAUAAUUCAAAAGACACAGCAACCACUCUCUCCCAUUAUAGAAAACAACCCCACUGUUCUACACAAGCACAAUAUCAGAUUUGCCAUCGGACUUUUCCACUGCAGACUCCAGACUCUUUCCAGUUCUCUGAUGCAUUUUCCCUCUCAGGCCGAGACAAAUCGACCACGGCCCAAUCCGGUUAGCGUAUCCGUUUUGCCCCUCGAGGGAAAAGAAGGAAAAUUGGAAGGGAAAAAAAGCCAGCGAGAAAAAAAAAAACGACCCCACCAAAGUUGGAGGGAAAACAGCGCCACUAAAAGCAAUAUUAAUCUUCAACUCUUCCCCUCUUUUUCUCCUCUUCCUUUUCCCUUCCUUUCUUUUCCAGCCCCGUCUCUUUUUACCUUCAUUCCCAUCUCUUUUCAUCUUCACCCGCCUCACCAGCCAAAAUGAUUAUCUUUGAGGACAUUAUCUCCGGCGACGAGAUGGUCGCCGACACCUUCAACCUGAAGGUCGUCGACGGCGUUCUCUUCGAGUGCGACUGCCGCAAGUACAUGAAGAGCACCAACGAGGACUUCCAGCUCGAGGGUGCCAACCCCUCCGCUGAGGGUGGUGAUGAGGAUGAGGGUGGUGAGGGUGAGAAGGUCAUGGUCCACGACAUCGAGGACCAGUUCCGUCUCGUCUGGCUCAAGACCGAGGAGGGCCUCAAGCCCUCCAAGGAUGCCUUCAAGUCUCACCUCAAGAGCUACAUGAAGAAGGUCCUCACCAAGCUCCAGGAGACCGGUGCCAGCGAGGAGACCAUCAACGAGUUCAAGAAGGGUGCCCCCGGUGCCGUCAAGAAGAUCCUGGCCAACUACGACAACUACGAUGUCCUCAUGGGUCAGUCCAUGGACGGUGAUGCUAUGCACGUCCUCAUUGACUUCCGUGAAGACGGUGUCACCCCCUACGCCACCCUCUGGAAGCACGGUCUCCGCGAGGUCAAGGUCUAAGGGAAAAUUACAAGUCAGCCUUUUCAAAUAAAAAGAUUAAUUAUACCCCUCUUGAACGUCUCCCGCUCAAACCCCCACAUCCUCAACCUCAACCUUGUUGUGCGAAGAAUGUUGUCAUGAAUCAAGAAAAUCCUUGGUUAAAAUAGCAAACAACCGUUUGUUGCUCUUUAGACCAAAAGUCACGCCUCAUGAAUUCCAUAACUUUUUCUCAAGCGUUCCCCCUAUCUUCAUCUUCUAUCAAUCUUUCUAGAUUUCCAGUAAAUGGUACUUUGGGUAUACAUAAGAAUUCACCGACUGAAAGUAAAACUACACCCUAAAAAGUCAAAUGCACAUUCUACAUUACCAACCGUGCAC